Histoplasma mississippiense is the source of this 324-nucleotide messenger RNA. RefSeq lists its product with no specific name. The record is from RefSeq and is a predicted model, not a curated record. NCBI's taxonomy places the organism in Eukaryota, Fungi, Ascomycota, Eurotiomycetes, Onygenales, Ajellomycetaceae. Bases 1 to 324 code for a protein of 107 amino acids. The transcript has a single exon.
AUGAUCACGCCAUUUGCAGUUGCCACAAGCUCCACCAAAGUGGCCAGGCAGGCGACGGCAUUCUGGGAAUGGCCGAAGACCUGGAUGAGCACUCCGGCAGGCAAGGCAUGCAUGUGGCUCCGUCCGGCCGCGAGAUUGAAUGAGAAUGGCAUUGAUGUACGAUGGCCGGUGGCUUCGAACCUGCAGCUCUGUCAUGCUGCCUCAUACAAAGGGUACAUCUUGCCCUGGGAGACCCCCGAUAAAGAGACGGCGCGUGGAUUGUGGACUGGGGGUGAAGGGACUCAGCUGUUGAUCAGCCACGAAGAGGAUGCGAUGGGGCCCUGA